AUGGCACUAUCACGACUCUCUUCUCGAUCCACCAACCUCCUCCAGCCACUCGCCACCGCCUUACCCACAACUCUCCGCCGCCACAUUUCCACAGACACCACCCAAUUAACAGUCGAGACCUCACUCCCAUUCACAUCUCACCUCUGCGAAGCUCCCUCGCGCUCCGUCGAGACCUCGUCCAAAGAGCUCCUCUCCUUCUUCCACGACAUGGCUCUGAUGCGGCGGAUGGAGAUCGCCGCCGAUUCUCUCUACAAAGCCAAACUCAUCCGCGGAUUCUGCCAUCUCUACGACGGCCAAGAGGCAGUCGCGAUCGGGAUGGAGGCGGCGAUUAACAAGAGAGACGCGAUUAUCACGUCGUAUCGAGAUCACUGCACGUUUAUCGGCCGUGGCGGUGGGCUUUACGAGGCGUUCUCGGAGCUUAUGGGGAGGAAGAGUGGUUGCUCUAAAGGUAAAGGAGGAUCUAUGCAUUUCUACAAGAAAGAUGCUUCCUUUUACGGUGGUCAUGGGAUUGUUGGAGCUCAGGCUCCGUUGGGAUGUGGUUUGGCUUUUGCCCAGAAGUAUUCUAAGGAGGAAGCUGUGACCUUUACGUUGUACGGUGAUGGUGCGGCGAAUCAGGGACAGUUGUUUGAGGCUUUGAAUAUCGCUGCGCUUUGGGACUUGCCUGCGGUUUUGGUUUGCGAGAACAAUCACUAUGGGAUGGGAACGGCUGAGUGGAGGUCUGCUAAGUCUCCUGCUUAUUUCAAGCGUGGAGACUAUGUUCCUGGCUUGAAGGUGGAUGGUAUGGAUGCACUGGCUGUGAAGCAAGCGUGUAAGUUUGCCAAAGAACAUGCCCUCAAGAAUGGACCUAUUAUCCUUGAGAUGGACACUUACAGGUACCAUGGUCACUCUAUGUCUGACCCAGGAAGCACUUACCGUACACGUGAUGAGAUCUCAGGCGUCAGGCAGGUGCGAGAUCCAAUUGAUAGAGUGAGAAAGUUGAUCAUAUCUCACGACAUAGCCACUGAGAAAGAGCUUAAGGAUAUGGAGAAAGAAGUGAGGAAAGAAGUAGAUGCAGCAGUAGCUCAAGCUAAGGAGAGUCCGAUACCGGAACCAUCAGAGCUUUUCACAAAUAUAUACGUCAAAGGUUUCGGAUCUGAGUCGUUUGGAGCAGACAGAAAGGAACUGAGAGCAACACUUCCUUAA
Messenger RNA from Microthlaspi erraticum, 1182 nucleotides. Lineage: Eukaryota; Viridiplantae; Streptophyta; Magnoliopsida; Brassicales; Brassicaceae. The record is from the annotation of a GenBank genome assembly.